GCGCGGUGGCGGCGCAUGCGCACAGACAGGGUCGCCCCUUCCGCCCCGUCUGUCACCUCCCGGCUGGUGCCACCGCACCCGCGACCGGCACCGGCACCACCUGUUCCCCCCGCUGCCGUCCGCUUCCCAGAGGGAAGGGCCGUUCCACCUUGUCUGCAGGGGCUCCGGUUGCCGCCCGGCGGCCGCGCCCGCGCCCCCAUGGAGGAGCCGCUGGCGCUGCACCCCGUGAAGCUCUAUGUGUACGACCUGUCCAAGGGCAUGGCCCGGCGCCUCAGCCCCCUCAUGCUGGGGAAACAGCUGGAUGGCAUCUGGCACACCUCCAUAAUAGUCCAUAAGGAUGAAUUCUUCUAUGGCAGUGGAGGAAUCUCCAGCUGUGCACCUGGAGGGACACUUCUUGGCCCCCCAGACACAGUUGUUGACCUGGGGAACACUGAAGUCACUGAAGAAAUUUUUCUGGAGUAUCUUUCCUCUCUGGGGGAGUCUAUGUUCCGAGGAGAGUCUUAUAACCUCUUUGAACAUAACUGCAACACCUUCAGUAAUGAAGUGGCACAGUUUCUGACAGGAAGAAAAAUCCCUUCCUACAUCACUGACCUUCCAUCUGAAGUUCUUGCCACACCUUUUGGACAAGCUUUAAGGCCCCUCCUGGACUCCAUCCAGAUCCAGCCACCCGGAGGAAAUACCUUCAGCAGACAUAAUGGACAGAGCUAACAGGAGUGACCGAGUGUGCCCAGCUUCAGCAGGCCUCUUCCUUUUUAAACACGAAUCUACCAGAUUUCUAUUUUAUAAUUUCCCAUCAGAAUUAACUCUGAAGAAGUUACAAGACAAGUUUUAAAAUUUCCUAGGGAGAGGAUUUAUCAGGGUGCAUGUAAGACAAUGCUACCAGAAAGGUUGCCAUAAUUUCUAAUAGCAUUAUACUAAUUUAUAAAGGCUGUCUUGUCAAGUAGGCUGAGACUUUCUACGUAACUCCUGUGCUGGUAAGUGGGAAUUCAUUCUGUGAGCAUUCAAGGGCCCAUCACACAAUUUGAAGUAAAUAAGGGGGUGUCCUAACCAUCCCUUGCAGACUUGCAUUUCUUUCUCCUGUCACUGCCUGUAUUAUGGGGGUAUUUGCUGAAGUCUGUAGCCAAAAAGGCAAAGGAAGUAUUGGUAGCCUAGGAAGUGAAGGUGUCCAAGGAUUAGUCUUCUGCAUAUUUCACUGACAUUGUUAUUUGCUCACGGGAAAAGCUGAACUCAUCUGACUAGAAUAUUUGCAGUGGCACAGCUGUGUGGGAAAGGUGAUGAAGCUGAACCAUGUGUCAGUGUCACACUCAAAAGCUGGAACUCAGUGGAACUUGCUGUGGUGGGAGGGAGGCUAGAACUGACGGUUACCAAGAAGCUUGUAAUGCCAGAUCCAAGAGUUAUGGGAAAGAACCAGCUGAAAGAACAGAAUCUCAUGAGCAGAAGUGGUAGAAACAAAUUUCAGGUGAAAGUAAAGUGAAGUGAAAUGUUUCCUUUUCUCGCAUGUAAGCUUAUCAACAGCUAGACAGAACCUUGUUAACUAUUUACCUUUGCAUAAGAACUGUGUUUUCUUGGGUUUUUCUCCUUACUAAACCAGACUUACAGUACAGUAAGACAGGAAUAGCAUGGCAACUGCAUGAUAAUAUAAGUUGGACCAAUUCUGCCUUCAAUAUCGAGUUGCAGACGCAGUAAGAGUUCUAACUUUCAUUGAUAUUGCUGGCCUUUCCAAAGCAGUCAGCGACAUCAGAGAGGGCUCUGCUUAAGAGAAAUAAGUGCUAGGUCUCUCCAAAUGUAAAGAAAAUGAGGAGGAGUAAAAUUAAACUUUCCAUGGAGCAACUGAGUUUUUUGGGAAACAUGCAGAAGCAGUCCUGUCCUUAGAUUGUAUCAAUACUGCAUCUACUAGUUUAAGAUUUUUAUAGCUUUGCAAUUAUUUGCAGUGGGAGAAGAACAGGGGAGUGAAAGAAUAGGCACACUGUUUUGUUUUCAUGCAUGUAUAUACACUAUUUUCCUGAACAAUUUUGUAGCAGUUACAUUUAGGAAGGAAUACAAGAAAGACGUCGGACGAACCCCAAAAUAUUGCUGAUGCUCCGUAAAUGGGGAUUGCGCGUCCCAGAUGCUGCUGAAAAAGCAUCUAUGCAAAUGUACAGCCCUUUGUCCAGUGCUUUGUUGUGAAAAGUAUUGCUGCAAGUUCAGUCCUGCAUCUCAAACUUCCUGCACUGGAAACUUUCUGCAUAUCUAAAGGGGGUAUCUUUCCUCUGCUGGGUUCUUUCUCCCAGAAUAAUGCAGUUUGAUAAGUUUGUCGCACUAUUUCUCUGUUUGGACUGUAAUGGUUUGUAUUUCUGAGGGAUUGGAAUAGAGGAAAACUGCAGUUUCAUCACUGUCAAAUACUCUGCUGCCCUGCAACUUGUGGAGCUACUGCACAGAUGGAAAUAGAGUAGUGUCAGUCCAUUCUGCGUUUUUUUGUGUACCUGCUUUCAGUGCACAGCAGGGGCCCCUGCAGCCCAGAUGCUUCUUUUCCUUGUCAUUCUCUGCUUGUGCCAUCAACUUCUCCUUAAGCAUUUCAUUUGAUGGACUGGACUUGGAGAUAAUGGUAGCAGUUAGUACAGAUUGCUUUAUACGAAAGCUUUCAAUCUUUCCCCCUCAAAGUGUCCUGUUUGCAGAAAGCAUUCUAUAAUAAGUCAUUUAUUAAUGCCUUUUGAUGCCGCUGGAGGAAGGAUUGGUGUUUGUUUUCUGCUAAGCAAUAGCUUAGAUUUCCUGUUUACUAUGUGUAUCCUCUCCAGUCUUUUUUCAUACCUAUUCUGUGAAGAGUAACCAGCCUAGCCUUUCAUCUUAAUGCACACGACUGUGCCACAAAACAUUGUACAUCGUGUUAGAGAUCUUGGAGCUUCCUUAGUUGAGUGGGUAUACUCAAGCUGAUACAGUGCAGCCCAACAUCUAGGUAUUCUAGUUUGCUACCUGCAAGCAGCACAGCUGUGCUUGCUUGUCUUUCAGCUUCAGGUGCUGAAAGAAGCUGCCUGUGGAAGCACUGGUGCCAUGGUUUCUGCCUACUUCAGGACUUUUUACAUCCUCUCAGGGGGCAGGAAAGAAAAGGAAGACAUUCACCCCAUGCAUUUUGCAAUCUGCCUUUUCCCCUCCUGAGCAGCCCCUUUGCAGAGAAAAUGCUCCUACUUUAAGGUCACUGGGUAAAAUUUCACUCAGCCAUAUACUGUUUGCAAUAGCUAGGGAGCUCCUGAGGGGGCCUUCUGGGCUCGGGACCUACGCUUGUGUUUUGUGGCAAAAGAGCUGUAGGGGGGAAUCCUGUUUGCUUGGUCUUACUGGGUAAUAAGACCCCUGUACCCUGUAGGACUCUUAGAAAACCCAUUUUCUCCAAAGAUAGUUAUGUAUAAAUUGCAGGACUGUGCCCUCAAUGUUCCACCCCGCCAAAUAUAAACUAGACUGAGAAGUGUAUGUAAGUGUAUGUUGGUGAUGAACUUCAGCCAGCUGAUUGACAAAGGGGCAGGGAAACUGAACCCCUGAACGGGAACAGAACUCUUUUGCCCACACUUACUAUUCUGUCUUGUAUUGCUGGGGUUCCCCCGUGCCAUUUUAAAAAUGUUAAUAAUGUCUUUAGGCAGAAAGUGAUGUUUUGAUUUAUUUGUGGGUUUUUUUCUAUUACAAUAAAAAGAAAUACAGCAAA
Molecule: messenger RNA, 3670 nt
Organism: Pseudopipra pipra
Lineage: Eukaryota; Metazoa; Chordata; Aves; Passeriformes; Pipridae
Gene: DESI1
Product: desumoylating isopeptidase 1
Exons: 6
Coding region: 16-708 (230 amino acids)
Biological process (GO): protein modification by small protein removal
Molecular function (GO): peptidase activity
Source: RefSeq, a predicted model, not a curated record